Messenger RNA from Desarmillaria tabescens, 1872 nucleotides. Its product is annotated as enolase C-terminal domain-like protein. Lineage: Eukaryota; Fungi; Basidiomycota; Agaricomycetes; Agaricales; Physalacriaceae. The record is from RefSeq and is a predicted model, not a curated record. The coding region runs from base 388 to 1647 and encodes 419 amino acids. The transcript is spliced from 3 exons. Gene Ontology annotation, molecular function: magnesium ion binding; L-rhamnonate dehydratase activity. Gene Ontology annotation, biological process: carbohydrate catabolic process.
CUGACAUUUAAGACCACAUCUUCAAAAAAAGUAACGGCUGCACUCGAAGGUGCUUUACAUCAUUCAUUGAUCGACCUAGGGCUAUGUCUAGACGCGCGUCAGAUCUUCAUAUUCUGCGGAAGGAGGUGGGGUAUGGCAGUGCGGUGGAGCUCCUCCUCCCCCGGAAAGACUACCGAUAGUCGGGCACCCCAUCCUAGGCUUAAUUAUAUCGAAGCACAUCAGUCCUCCUUUUCCGAGGCGUUUGCAAAACAAGUCACCAGGAGAGGGCUUCCGGCCCGAUGAUCCGGACCGGAAAUGCUCACCUGCUCAUCAGGAAUGCCUUUAUGCCGUAGAAAAAGACAUUAUAUUGCGUACCCAACUGCGUAGCAGCCUUGCGUUCAUUCCACUAUGUCAUCCGUAAAGAUGUUCCCCACAAUCAAAGCCGUCCGAACUUUCGUCGUAGGAGGUGUAGGUUCCGGAGGUGACUACCACAAUGUCGCCCGUGGACAUUGGCUUAUUGAUAAUCCGAUUGCCACGCCCAUGUCCAAGUACGAGGAGUAUCGUAGCUCUCGUAUAACCUGGGGUAUCAAUGUCCUCGGCUCGUUCUGCGUCGAAAUUGAGGCCAGUGACGGCACAACUGGUUUUGCCACAGGGUUCGGCGGACCGCCUGCUUGCUGGAUCGUCUCGCAACACCUCGAACGUUUCCUUAUUGGCGCGGACCCAAGAAACACGAACCGCCUCUGGGACCAGAUGUUCCGCUCGACAAUGUUUUAUGGGCGAAAGGGGCUGCCCAUUGCUGUCAUAUCCGUCAUCGACCUGGCUAUAUGGGACUUGCUCGGAAAGAUUCGCGGGGAGCCUGUAUACAAGAUGAUUGGCGGUUCAAUCAAAGACGAGUUAUCGUUUUACAUCACUGGUCCGGAGCCGACGGCUGCGAAGGCAAUGGGUUUCUGGGGUUCGAAGGUUCCCUUGCCGUAUGGUCCUGAUGAGGGGCAUGCGGGACUGAAGAAGAACAUCGAGUUUUUGAGGAAACAUAGAGAGAGCGUCGGACCUGAUUAUCCUAUCAUGGUCGACUGUUGGAUGGCGCUGAACGUCCAGUACACCAUUGAGCUGGCGACAGCAUGCUUGGAUCUGAACAUCAACUGGUGGGAGGAGGUCUUACAUCCCGAUGAUUUUGAUGGUUUUGCACGGUUGAAAUCUGCGCUUCCACAGCUUAAGUUUACCACCGGAGAGCAUGAAUACACCAAGUACGGGUUCCGCAAGCUUAUCGAAGGCCGUAACAUCGACAUUCUCCAGCCUGACGUUAUGUGGGUUGGAGGAAUGACUGAGUUGGUCAAGAUCGCAGCUCAGGCGGCAGCGUAUGACAUCCCUGUUGUGCCUCAUGCCAGUGGUCCCUACAGCUAUCAUUUUGUCGUCUCGCAACCGAACUGCCCAUUCCAGGAAUACUUGGCAAACUCGCCUGAUGGGAAAUCAGUGCAACCAGUGUUCGGCGAUCUGUUCUUGAACGAGCCUGUGCCGCAAGGAGGAAAGCUGCAGGUGUCGGUGCUGGAUAAGCCUGGAUUUGGAUUAGAAUUGAAUCCCAAAGCGCAGCUGUUGCCAGCGAAUAGCAUCCUGUUCCCGUCUCCCGGUAAAGAGAUCACUGCUACCCUUGAGAAGGAGAAAGAGAAUUGAAUAGGUCGCCGCUUGUAACAGUAUCGAUGUAUAUGACGUAGAGAUUCGGAAUGCCCAAGGAAAAUCUUGUCAGGACUUGGUUGGAUUGGCAAUCAGACAAAUUAGUUGAAUUAUAGCAUCUCCCGAGUUGGUCCGACUUCAGUCCGUACUACGGCGUGCUUCGUUUUGAGGCAUUAAGACGAGCGCCGUGAGCGUAAAAAGCGACAGAAGGGACUGAAAACGUCG